AUGUCUUUCGCAGCAUGUGCCAUGGCCCUCUCCCCUCGGUCCGCUAUCCACGAGGAUGAGCUUGACCGCUACGAUGCCUUCUUAUCUCUCUUGCAGGAUACCCACUUCAUGGAUAUGUACCUCGAAAACAGCCGAGUGAAGAUCGACGUCUACGAGCACCCAUCCAACGAUCUUGCCAUUUCCGAAUCCUUCACUCCCAGUGACACUGCAAACCAAUACUUCUCCCAAGAGAAUGAGCUUGCUCAAGACGUUCUUCAGCCAGCCACGGACUCAAACGAGACUGUUGACGACUCGACCGUUGAAAAGAGGAGUUCGGCCGCCUGCCCACGCGAUGGGACUCUGUUGACCAGGGACGCCACCAUCUUCGACAAGCGGGCCUCUCGGUGCUACCAGUUCUGCGGGACGAUUGCGAACUGUCGUGGAAAUAAUGGAUGUCCUCACUGCUAUGCUGUUCGACAAGGAUGUUUGUGGCAGAAAUGGUGCCGCUAG
This is a messenger RNA of Penicillium longicatenatum, 489 nucleotides long. RefSeq lists its product as uncharacterized. The transcript has a single exon. The record is from RefSeq and is a predicted model, not a curated record. Lineage: Eukaryota; Fungi; Ascomycota; Eurotiomycetes; Eurotiales; Aspergillaceae. Bases 1 to 489 code for a protein of 162 amino acids.